Cuscuta campestris is the source of this 1319-nucleotide messenger RNA. Lineage: Eukaryota; Viridiplantae; Streptophyta; Magnoliopsida; Solanales; Convolvulaceae. The record is from the annotation of a GenBank genome assembly.
CGAAGACCACCCACAUAUGUGUCAACCUAUAAGCUAUUAGAAAAAAUUAUAUUCAAAACACCAAAUUAAAUGUCUAUCUUACAUGAAGCGCCAGGCUACCUGCAGGUCUUCUCCGACGGGACCGUAAAACGUUUCUCGCCAGAGAUUGCCAGCGCAUCACCGGCACAUCCAACGAACGGUUUCAAGUCAAAAGACGUUUUCAUCGGCUCAUCACCGGAACCGAUCACCGGAAGAAUCUACGUGCCAGACGGGGAACAAGAAGCAGCAAGUGAUGAUGAGCUACUUGCUGUGAUUUUCUAUUUCCAUGGCGGCGGAUUUUGCAUCGGAUCUACCUCUUGGCUCGGCUACCAUCAAUUCCUCGGCAGCCUAUCUGUUCGAUCCAAAUCCAUCGUCGUUUCGGUAGACUACCGCCUGGCACCGGAGAAUAGGCUUCCCAUUGCUUACGAUGAUUGUUACUCCGCUUUGGGUUGGGUCCAGGCGAAUCAGAAAGUCGAGCCGUUUCUGGAACGCUCCGACCUUUCGCGCAUUUUCCUCGCCGGCGAUAGCGCAGGUGGAAAUAUUGUACACCAGGUUACUAUACAAUCUCUUAAGGCGGCAAACAAUGGCAUAACAAUCAAAGGGAUUAUGUUAAUACAUCCAUAUUUUGGGAGCGAGAAGCGGACAAAGCUGGAGACGGAGGCGGGUUCAGCUGGGAACGUGGCAAUGAACGACAUGUUCUGGCGGUUGAGCUUGCCGGAGGGAUGUAACCGGGACUUCUACGGCUGCAACUUUGACAACAAUAAUGCUGCAGGUUUAUCAGCGGAUGAGUGGUUGCGCUUUCCGGCAGUGAUCGUAUUCGUCGCCGGAUUAGAUUUCUUGAAAGAGAGGGGAGUGAUGUACGCGGCGUAUCUACGGCGGAAGACGGUUAAGUGGGUGGAGUUGGUUGAGGCGGAGGAGGAAGGGCAUGUCUUCCAUGUGUUCCAUCCAGAUUCUGAGGCAACUCGUUUACUUCAGGAAAAAAUGACCCAAUUUAUGUAUGCCGUUUAGUUGUUUCAUCUACUCAGUAUAAUCUUUUAAAAAAACUUAUCAAUAAUCAAUGAAACCAGAAAAAUUGUUGGAGUCCAUUGAUGCCCAGGCCAGAAAAGAGUUGAGAUGGCGAGGAAAGAGAAACAGAAGAAAGGGAAAAUUCUCUUAUUCGACAUUAACUUCCAAUAUCCAACAAAAACAUUAAUUAAGUGCAUCCUAAGAAGACAUGCAGUUUCUGUCGCUCUAAACAAAACAAUUCCAAGAUUAUGUACUUAUAAUAUACUCCCUCCGUCCCAUAAAGUGUUACCCAUUUU